Messenger RNA from Aspergillus affinis, 840 nucleotides. RefSeq lists its product as uncharacterized. NCBI's taxonomy places the organism in Eukaryota, Fungi, Ascomycota, Eurotiomycetes, Eurotiales, Aspergillaceae. Bases 1 to 840 code for a protein of 279 amino acids. The record is from RefSeq and is a predicted model, not a curated record. The transcript has 3 exons.
AUGAUUGUCAGAAACCUUCCCAUUUUCAAAGUAAAACCAGCAACGAGACUACCUGCCUUCAGAUAUGAUGGUCUCGAGAUGUUCAAUACGCUCAGAGACCAAACCCCUGAGCACUUUGUUGUGCCAGAGAGUAUCUUCCAGGGAUCCUUCAGCCCUGGCAGGGAGUUGGGCCUUGAUCUGGUCUCUCCAAAUCACGAACCUCCCGUACUCGUCUCUGAUCUCGUGGAGAAAAGCCCCCAGUACGCUGCGAAGGUUCAACAAGAGUGGAGGAGUGUGAAAUUCAGCUUCACUACGAAGAAGUGGGAUAGAAUAAAGGCUGAUCUCACACGCAUGAUUGAGCGUCUUGGCGUCGCUGCCUCCCUUGCCUGGGCAGUGCUCCACUUAGGCGGGAGCCUUUGGCUGAGUGAUCAGUGGGCCGAAGAUCAAGUGCAAAUUUUCUAUGAAAACGAUCCAAAUUUUGAGGUGGCGGCGCCUUCGCGGCACCCGUAUGUCUCCUUUAUUCUUUACCCCCCGGAGUCACCGGAAGAUACGACCAGGGAAAUAUGUUCAAAACCAACUCUGAAAACACUUGUCUAUGCCCUCGGAGUACUUCUUAUCGAACUUGGCAUCAACAAACCCAUCCCAAAAAACCUUUCCCCGUACGAGCGCAACGAGUUGUUGAUGCAAAAACUGGAGGAGACUGAAGAUCUCCAAGGAGGCCCUUAUAGACGUGCAGCGGAGCGAUGUAUCAAGUUGUCAUUUGAUCGGUCCCACAGCUUUAACUACCCGGAUUUUCAGAAGAAGUUCUUCGACACCGUGUUUGAGCCGGUCAAGGAUAUGUAUCUGAAUUUCCCGUGUUGA